Kuraishia capsulata CBS 1993 is the source of this 300-nucleotide messenger RNA. RefSeq lists its product as uncharacterized. The transcript has a single exon. NCBI's taxonomy places the organism in Eukaryota, Fungi, Ascomycota, Pichiomycetes, Pichiales, Pichiaceae. The record is from RefSeq and is a predicted model, not a curated record. Bases 1 to 300 code for a protein of 99 amino acids.
AUGAUUCCACCAGCAAAACCCACAGGGCUGCAAAGGAUCAUAGUAAUCACUAUUGGGCUUGUCGUUGGGUCUGCGAUCGGGGUGUACCAACUACGAGACUACGAGCUGGUCAAAUAUGAGCCGCCUGCGAAGGUUGAGUACAACGAGGACGGCACGCCGAAACCAAGGCCAUUGAAGUUGUCGUUUCAGACUACAUCACCCCUUCAAUUGAAGCCAGAGAUCAAGGAAAGGAAUGAUAGGCUGUUGAGGGAGAAGCAAGCUGAGAAGCAGGUUGAGAAGCAGGCUGACAAGCAGGACUAA